GUGGGGAGGGGGAGUUGGAAAGUUGCAACUUCAGGGCAACGUAGACCGCAUGCUAUGAGAAGGAAUGCGUGUGUCUUUGUAGGCGAGCAAAGGGAUAGAAGAGAGAAGGGGACAGGAGGUGGAGGAACGACGCAAAGAGGGAGGGAUCUCGAGUGCUCUGCAGCGUGGCUUGCUGCACGUCUGAAUGAAAGGACCUCUCUCCUCCCUGCUGUCUGGAUGUAUGCUGUCCGUUCACUGCAAUUAGCGAGCACAUGUCCCGAGAAAACAAAACAGAACCCGUCGUUUAUUUCUAAGACGGAAGACGACUUUUGACUCAAGCAACUUUCAUUUCCUUUUGUGAACGGUUUGCACCUCCUCUAGGAGGCUGGAUUACAUCGUUGCCUUGUGGCUGCUUUCGUAAGGAUUGCCCAGCAUCCAUCAAAUGUUUUAUUUGGAACAAUUUGGCAUGUGAUGGACAUUAGAAUUACAAACUUUUUUGGGGUAAUAGGAUUAAAGAUCAAAGGUUGAACCUGAAACACGGAGGACUUUGGGGGCAACAUCUACACACCACCUGGGCAAAUGCACAGCAGAUUUCCAUCAGAAAGCACUGGACCUGGAUCACUGGAACCACUUUUAAUUUUCUUUUGUUUUACUUUUGGAAUAAUCUGUCGCAUAGGGGUGAUUUAUGGGUGUAUUUCUUACGACUUACCUGAGUGAGCUGUCAGACAAUUUGCAAACAGGCGUGAUGUGAGGUCAGCGUGCGGUUCAGGAACAGCAAUACUUGACAAUCAGUUGUCGAUUGAGCUAACUUCAGUGUUAGCGUUGAAACGUAUAUUCUCUCAUGACACCUGUUCACGUCACAUUUGUGCUUUUGUUUACGUCUAACUUCACAUCACACAUUCAUACGCUAUACUGGCAUACUACUUACUAACAAGUUAAGUCAAGCCCAACUGAACUCAUUGAAAAAAUAAAUAAAAAAAUGACCUUACCAAAAUGCAAAGUGAACCAACAUCACAUCCCGGGAUGGGACUCGCCCCCUCAUCUUCUUCUCACCAUGCUCCUGCUGUUCUCCCAGGUGGGGUGGGGGGGCUGUCAUCCUCAAUGUUUGGAUUACAAACCACCGUUCGAGCCACAGAAGCCACUGCUCUUCUGCAAGGAGUACGCCAAAUUCGGAUGCUGCGGUGAGGAAAAGGAUCAUCAGUUGUCAGUCAGGUUUUACUCCAUCAUGGAGCACUUUGAUCACUCUGGUUUUGUCACCUGUGGAAGGUACAUCCGCAGCAUCCUCUGCCAGGAGUGUUCUCCAUAUGCUGCCCAUCUGUAUGACGCAGAGGAUGCAAACACACCCAUGCGCAUUUUGCCUGGACUCUGUGGCAGCUAUUGCAACGACUACUGGCACCAGUGUAGAUACACGCUGAGUCUCCUCCUGGAGGACAAGGUGGACCCAGGGCAGUAUGCAAACCUGACCGCCACACUUGAGGAAGAUCACAGACGGUUCUGUGAAUUUCUGGAGCUAAAGGACAACCAGUACUGCUACCCUAAUGUCUUGACAAAUGCAGAACUAAAUGCUAAUCUGGGUUUGGUUCAAGAGGACGCCGAAGGCUGUCUAGAGAUUUGCUUGCAGGAAGUUGCAAAUGGGCUCCGGAACCCAGUGGCGAUGGUCCACGCAGAUGAUGGAACACAUCGUUUCUUUGUGGCUGAGCAGCUGGGCUAUGUUUGGGUGUAUCUGCCCAACGGCUCCAGGAUCGAUCGCCCGUUCCUCAACCUCACACACGCUGUCCUGACAUCACCUUGGGCUGGAGACGAGAGAGGAUUCCUGUGCAUAGCCUUGCAUCCAAGGUUCACCUAUGUCAGAAAAGCUUAUGUUUAUUACUCGGUGUCCGUCAAGAAGGAGGAGAAGAUACGCAUCAGCGAGUUCACACUGUCAACACAUGAUGACAACCAACUUGACCACACCUCGGAGAGAACCAUCCUGGAGUUGGUAGAACCAGCAUCCAAUCAUAAUGGGGGCCAGCUAUUGUUCGGCCAUGACGGAUAUUUGUACAUCUUCAUUGGGGAUGGUGGUCGAGCUGGGGACCCCUUUGGAAAAUUUGGCAACUCUCAGAACAAAUCAACCCUCCUUGGCAAGGUGCUACGCGUUGAUAUUAACAACAACGAUGAUGGUGCACCUUACAGCAUCCCUUCAGACAACCCAUUCCUGGACGAGAAGGAGAGCCUCCCAGAGAUUUACGCUUAUGGUGUACGCAACAUGUGGCGUUGCUCGAUUGAUCGUGGAGACCCGAAGACAGGCUUUGGUCGAGGAAGGAUGUUCUGUGGUGAUGUAGGACAGAACAAAUAUGAGGAAAUAGACCUUAUUCUUAAAGGAGGCAAUUAUGGAUGGAGGGCAAAAGAAGGCUUCAGCUGCUAUGACCGCAAACUCUGCCGUAACUCUUCGCUGGAUGACAUCUUGCCUAUCUUUGCCUACCCCCAUAAGUUGGGCAAAUCAGUGACAGGAGGAUACAUCUACAGAGGUUGCCAGAUGCCCAAUCUAAACGGACUCUACAUCUUUGGGGACUUCAUGAGCGGGCGUCUGAUGUCUCUGAAGGAGAAUGUGACAACAGGUGAAUGGGAGUACAAUGAGGUCUGUAUGGGAAGAGGCCAGACCUGCAGGUUCCCCAAACUCAUCAACAGCUACUAUAAAUACAUCAUCUCUUUUGCUGAGGAUGAGGCAGGUGAAUUGUAUUUUCUUGCCUCGGGUGCCCCAAGUGCAACUGCCAGAGCAGGAUUUAUCUAUAAAGUAGUGGAUCCCUCCAGGCGAGCACCACCAGGUAGAUGUAGCAUCAAGCCCUCCCCAGUAAAGAUAAAGGGAAAACUUUUUCACUUCUAUCCCAAAGAAGAAUUAGUAAUCAACAAGAAGCCAACGACCACACCUGUUCCCACAACCAUCACAAGGAAAAUCCCCCCAACCAGAAAAACAACAAGAAAAACUACAACACUGCCACCAACAACGAGAAAAGCCACGCCCUCGCCACCAACACCUGCAACGACAAGAAAAAAAAAAAAGACGGCAACAAUAAGAACAACACCAACAACAAUGGCUCGCACCACCUUGGCAGCCACUGUGGUCAAAGCUACACCCACUGGUUAUCGCACGGCUGUCAACACUGCAGCCUCCUCCUCUCGGAUUCAAACCCCAACUGCCACUUCAACAAGAAGACACAUGAGACCCCCUCAACCCCACCCCACUACCGCUUCCCGACCAUUGAACUUCCCACACCCUCCUCCUCCUCUGUCCACAAAGCAAACCUAUAAGGCUUUUACCACUGCACCUUAUCCUGAGCAUCCAAGGAGGUGGACAACCCCACGACCUCCAUAUUGGAGGCCAAAACCCACAUCCUAUAAUCCCCAGAGACCCCUGAUAAAUACCACUCAGACAAAAACACAGGAGGAGAAGCUUGGGUUAGGAGAGAAGACAGACAACGCAGAGAGGCAGGAAGGUAACCAAGUGAAUAAGAGUCCCAGGGAAGGAGGCAGAGGUUAUGGUUACAAAAGAGUAAGAGGAAAUGGGAGGAUGCAUGUUGGCUCAGUUCGUCUGGUAAGCUCAGAUGGUCUGUCGGACCGAGGCCGAGUUGAGAUCUUUAUCCGUGGGGAGUGGGGGACAGUGUGCGACGACCUUUUCACCACUAAGGCAGGUACGGUAGUGUGUCGACAACUCGGCUUCACAACAGCACUAGCUAUUAUAAAGAGGGCCGGGCUGGGCCAGGCGGAUCGCAGCGUCAGGAUCUACUUGGAUGACGUGGAGUGUGAGGGCAGGGAGAGGUCGCUGCUUGAGUGCAAGCGAUCCAGAGUUGGGAAGCACAACUGUUCGCACGCUGAGGAUGUGGGGGUGAUCUGUGGUUAGCAUGAUUGGGAAACGGGACCAACGGAAAGUACUCUAGAUAUACUACAGGAGUCAAAAAACUGCUUUAAGUUUUAGUAGCUACCAGAUGAAUAUUAUAUACUGUAGGUUAUUACAAAUAAGCCACUUCCUUGAAAGAUUCUUUAGACGUAUGUAUAAGCAAUCCUCAGGCCCUGUGUUGAAAACAGUGGCAGGCUGUCCAUUUGGUACUACCUGGGCCUUCAGCAGGGACUUAAAGGACCUUAAUCCACCUCUCAAUGCCACUACUUCCAGUUCGCAAUUUGAGAAACCAUUAAUACUAUUAAAAAAGAAACUACAACAGCAUGCAACUGUAGCAUGUACACAAUUAGAAGUACUUCACAAUCAAUAUUUAUCGAAUAACAUGACAAAUUACAAAACAUUUAAAGAAAACAUCAUACUCACCAGAGAUGCUGAUCAUCACAUUUAUUAAAUGAGUCCAGACACGUGUUGCAAGUUGAAGAUGGUUGCAGCAAGUUUUGUUCUGACCAUCCAAUCUGAGCACAGGAAAAUCCCAAGAUCAUCGAGGGCCAACUCGAUGCGAGGAUGAACUCAAAAUCUGAUUGACUAAAGAAGCAGUCCCCUUACUACUAUUGUUUAAGUCCAGCACUACUGAUUCUGAAGGCUCUGAGCCAAUCAGAUUUACAUGGCAGCACACAGAGGCUGAAAUCGGAUUGGACAACAAAUUAAAAACCUAUUAUCAUGAACUGACAGCAGUGCAGCCAAGAGAAACACCACUAAAUAAAAACAGUAGACUGUUGGGAAUAAAUUCAUACAAUUUCAUGGAACAAAUAUUUAGUCAGUUCUUAUAGUGCUGAGGCCAGCAGAGACGUACUUGCUGGCCCUAACUGCUCAACACUGGCUGACAAGGGCUCCAAGGGCAUCUUCAUACCGUACUGGUAAUGACUGAUAAAUAUGUUACCAAUAAUUGUCGUAAUUAAUACAAAUUAAUGCAUUCAUUUUAACCAGCAGCUGUGUAUCUGAAGGUAUAGCUUUCAAAUGUCUUCAAAGAUAGGGUAGGAAAAUGCCCACCAAUGGUUUACAGUCAAAUGCUAUCUGGGAUGAUAUAUAUAUAUAUAUAUACAUACACACACACACACACACACACAGUGGGUACGGAAAGUAUUCAGACCCCCUUAAAAUGUUCACUCUUGUUUAUAUUGCAGCCAUUUGCGAAAAUCAUUUAAGUUCAUUUCCCCCCCACAUUAAUGUACACACAGCACCCCAUAUUGACAGAAAAAAAGCAGAAUUGUUGAUUUUUUUGCAGACUCUAAAAAAGAAAAACUGAAAUAUCACACAGCCAUAAGUAUUCAGACCCUUUGCUCAGUAUUUAGUCGAAGCACCCUUUUGAGCUAAUACAGCCAUGAGUCUUUUUGGGAAUGAUGCAACACGUUUUUCACACCGGGAUUUUGGGAUCAUCUCCAGUUCUGUCAGGUUGGAUGGUGAAUGUUGGUGGGCAGCCAUUUUCAGGUCUUUCCAGAGAUGUGCAAUUGGGUUUAAGACAGGGCUCUGGCUGGGCCAUUCAAAAACAGUCACGGAGUUGUUCUGAAGCCACUCCUUCGGUAUUUUAGCUGUGUGCUUAGGGUCAUUGUCUUUUUUGAAGGUGAACCUUUGCCCCAGUCUGACGUUCUGAGCACUCUGGAGAAGUUUUUCGUCCAGGAUAUCCCUGUACUUGGCCACAUUCAUAUUUUCUUCGAUUGCAACCAGUCUCCCUGUCCCUGCAGCUGAAAAACACCCCCACAGCAUGAUGCUGCCACCACCAUGCUUCACUGUUGGACUGUACUGGACAGGUGAUUAGCAGUGCCUGGUUUUCUCCAUACAUGCCACUUAGAAUUAAGGCCAACAAUUUCUAUCCUGGUCUCAUCAGACCAGAGAAUCUUAUUUCUCACAAUCUUGGAGUCC
This is a messenger RNA of Phycodurus eques (leafy seadragon), 5773 nucleotides long. RefSeq names its product HHIP-like protein 1. Bases 959 to 3856 code for a protein of 965 amino acids. The transcript is spliced from 14 exons. The record is from RefSeq and is a predicted model, not a curated record. Lineage: Eukaryota; Metazoa; Chordata; Actinopteri; Syngnathiformes; Syngnathidae. Gene Ontology annotation, cellular component: membrane.